Messenger RNA from Penicillium soppii, 2250 nucleotides. RefSeq lists its product as uncharacterized. The transcript is spliced from 2 exons. Gene Ontology annotation, molecular function: transmembrane transporter activity. Gene Ontology annotation, cellular component: plasma membrane. Gene Ontology annotation, biological process: transmembrane transport. NCBI's taxonomy places the organism in Eukaryota, Fungi, Ascomycota, Eurotiomycetes, Eurotiales, Aspergillaceae. The record is from RefSeq and is a predicted model, not a curated record. The coding region runs from base 1 to 2250 and encodes 749 amino acids.
AUGUUUUCUGAAUAUGCAUCACGGUUCCUUGCUCAGUCACAGUCACGAAUAGCUUCUCGACCAGAUGAGGUUCAAAGAACGGGUCGUAGCCGCCCUAAUACCCAAGGCAAUCCUCGACAUCCCUCAUCACGGUCUUUCUUAAGACCCAGUGACCCAUACAGACCGGCCGGAUCGCAAGCAUCUAAUUUCCCUUUCGCCUCCCGUGGUGCAGUCCAACCAGCUCCUCUUUUUUUCAGUGCCACCGAUGAAUUUCGAGAAGAAGAUGACGAAACAGAACGCGAGCGAGAAAUCGCAGAUUUCUAUGCACUGCAACGAUCAAGGCGGAAUUUCGGAGAUAGCAAUUUGAAAGAAUCUUCCGAACUGGAGGACUCUGAGCGUUCAGGUCUCGAUGAAAGUUCACCGUAUGAUGAUGGUCGCCCUGGCAAUGGCAAAGGAAUCAAAAGCUCAUGGCGUGGAGAGAAAAGCGUUUCAGUUCCCCGACCCUUUCCUAUUGACUCUGUGGCAGAAGUCACAGAACACAAUCCGGGGUUCCAUACAAGCCCCAGCAGUAGCAGAGUCCGUGAUAAUCUAGUUGAUGUCGGUCUCGGAGACUCAUUGCGAAACAACGUUGACGGAGACCAGACAUUAUCUAGCCCAGGGACUCAUGAUCCUCCUAUCCAGCGGUUUCGAGAACGAGCUCCAUUGAAGGAGCUUGGACCCAGCCCACGUGAGCCUAUCGCGGAGCAAGGAGGGCUUUCAUCCCAAGAUGUCCCACGGCCGCCUAGCUCGACAGGUUCAUUUCCAGCCUCAAUAUCCCCUCUGUCCUCAGAAACCACAGUGCAUGAUGCUUUCUGGGGUCAGUUGUUCUUGAUAUCCCUGGCUGGCUUAUUUGCUUCUGCGUUCCUGGUAUAUCUGCACACAUCUACCCCAUCUGGAGACAAAUCAAAAUGGGGCGAUACAAUAUACUUAACCGUGCAUGGGUCUUUCUUUCUCCUCGGGAUCUAUACCCUUGUAUCUGUCCUUGUCUCUCUUCUCUGGCUCGCGUUACUACGAUCCUAUGUACGACUCUUGGUCCACGUGAUCCUAGUCGCUGUUCCCGUUAUACUAUACUCAUUCUCUUUAUACCCUUUUAUCUCAAGUUUCAAAGGGGCAUGGCAUGGGACGAGCAUACAAGACAAGGCGAUGAGAUGGGGCUCCAUCGUGCCAUUCCUUAUAGCCACCAUGUGGAUUUACAACGUCGUUAGCGGGCGUCAAUCGAUCGGAAAGGCCAUUGGCAUUCUUGAAUUUGCCUGUCGAAUACUAGCCGCCAACCCAGAGUUGCUUGCUCUUGGCCUGUGUGUCUUGGUCUGCGUUGUGUCCUGGACGUGGAUCUGGAUGUUGAUGUUCACUCGCGUCUUUUUGGGUGGUCAUCUCGCCAGUUCAAGAUCAUUCAUUAUCGAUGUGGGUAGCUGGUGGCUUGGCGUCUAUUUUGUCGUCGUUUAUCUAUGGUCCAUCGGUGUCAUCGCAGGCAUCCAGCGUGCUGUUACGGCUGCGACAGUGAGCCAGUGGUAUUUCCACCGUCUCGCAACACCCACACCCACCUCGAGGCAAAUUGUCCAAGCAGCCAUGGUCCAUGCUACUACAACCCUCUUUGGUACGAUCUCUUUGUCCAGAUUCCUGGGACUACUUAUUAGACUUCCCCUCAUUGUGCUGCCAAAUCGCCUCGCCUCGCUGCUCAGUCUGUUUGCAUAUUCAUUGGUCCCCACUCCCAUCACUUACUUGACCAAUCCUCUAUCUCUCAGCUAUGCAGCAAUUCACUCACAGCCACUCAGCGCUUCUUCCCGAGGGCUAAGUCAAAUGACCGUUCUUACCCCAUCGGCGGCUUCAACUUCUCUACACCCGCGUUCCUACUCUCGAUCCCCUGGAGGUUCGGGUUCACUUCUCUCUUAUCGGCUCUCCAAAUUGAUUCUCUACGCUGCUCGCUUCAUGAUGUCGUUGGCUCUAGGGUUUGGUGGGUGGGUAACCACUGCCCGGAGCCUAACAACCUCUGCCACUGGCAACACCAUCCGCGGCAGUCUCUAUGCCUAUGUGGUCGGUCUCAUUGCUGGAACAAUUGGAUGGACCACGCUAGGUGCAAUGGAAGGCGUGAUUGCAGACAUUGUAGAUGCCGCUGUGAUUUGCUGGGCAAGCGAAGUCGGCAUCUAUGGCAGAGAAGCUCGGUAUUGCCGCGAGGCUGGUUGGCUCUUCGGUGACUCGCAGUCUCGCUUCGGGCAUGAAUAUCAAGAGGUCUAG